AUGACUUCAAUUUUGCGAAAAAAUCGCAACAGGAUUCAAAGGGUGCUAGGUGCAAGGGAAAUUUGUCAUGGAGACCCAUUCAUCACUAGGUCAGAAACUAUAUGUCAUGUACAAGAAAAUAGUAAAAUAAAUCGUCUCUACAGAGUAGCUGUUAAAGAUAAUAUAGUAACUAGAAUUGACACGCCGACGACCUGCGCCUCCAAGGCCCUUAUCGAUUACAAGAGUCCAUUUGAAGCAGAAGUUUUGACAAAGCUUCGCAAUAAUGGGAGAUUUGAACUUGUGGGAAAAACAAAAAUGGACGAAUUUGGUAUGGGGUCUCAUUCAAGUUUCUCAUCUUGGGGUCCGACAAGAAGAAGUUCCUCACUCUUACAAGAUUAUUCCCCUGGUGGAAGCUCAGGAGGAAGUGCCGUUGCUGUUGCAGAUAACCAUUGUGAUCUUGGCAUAGGAACGGAUACUGGUGGAUCGAUACGGCUUCCGGCAGCAUACACAGGUAUUGUUGGAUUCAAACCAUCUUAUGGAUUGAUCUCUCGAUGGGGCUUAAUUCCUUAUGCUAACUCUAUGGAUACAAUUGGAUUUCUUACACGAUCAGUUGCAGAUUCUGAAGAAGCAUUCAGUCAAACAAAUGGACAUGAUCCUCGUGAUCCCACUUCACUAUCGAUCAAAGAUCGGGAACAGAUCUUCUGCGCCAAUAAUGAUGAGAUUUUAUUCUGGAAGUCACGUCUUUAUAAGGAUUCAGAAAAGCAAAAUUCCUCUAAAUGGCUCAAGAACAUCACAAUUGGAUAUCCGCUUGAAUAUAAUGUUACAGGAAUGGACCCUGGAAUCCUCUCAACUUGGAAAUCAACUUUAAGGCUUCUUCGUAGCUCUGGGGCAAAGGUUAUUCCUGUUUCUUUACCGAAUACUAAGCAUGGGCUUCCCGCAUACUAUAUCCUUGCACCUGCUGAGGCAUCGUCAAAUCUAGCAAAGUUUGAUGGUAUUCGUUAUGGUACCACUGAAAAUAAGUCCUCCAAUGGUAAUGAAACUCUUUUCGCGGCAGCUCGAGGUGUUAACUUAGGACCUGAGGUCCGUCGAAGGAUCAUUCUUGGCUCGUUUUCUCUGAGUUCAAAUAAGAUCAAUAACUACUUUAUUCAAGCUCAGAAGGUUCGAAGGCUAGUUCAGCGAGAUUUUGACAGGAUUUUUAAAGCUCAGAAUCCGCUUCGAGAAGUAGAACAGUACGAUAUGUCACUAUUGCACGAAUCUAUACCUAUAACUAGUAGAAAAGGUCCGGAUAAAGUAGAUUUCCUUGUCGUACCAACAAGUCCAAGCUACCCUCCAAAAUUGAGCGAAAUCUCUGCCGAGAACCCAAUAAAUACAUAUUUGAAUGAUAUUUUUACAGUCCCCGCUAGCCUAGCCUGCCUGCCCUCGAUAAGUGUUCCAAUAAGGGCAAAAGAUUCCGACUUGUUUGCUACAGGUAUACAAAUAAUUGGACAGUAUGGCUCGGAUUAUGGUGUAUUACGCCUUGGUCAUGAUCUGGAACAAAUUUCUUGCAGCCACAAAAAUUAUGGUUCGAAAAAUGACUAA
This is a messenger RNA of Blumeria graminis f. sp. triticale, 1557 nucleotides long. The record is from the annotation of a GenBank genome assembly. NCBI's taxonomy places the organism in Eukaryota, Fungi, Ascomycota, Leotiomycetes, Helotiales, Erysiphaceae.